Pistacia vera is the source of this 1704-nucleotide messenger RNA. Its product is annotated as laccase-11-like. Gene Ontology annotation, molecular function: hydroquinone:oxygen oxidoreductase activity; copper ion binding. The coding region runs from base 1 to 1689 and encodes 562 amino acids. Gene Ontology annotation, biological process: lignin catabolic process. Gene Ontology annotation, cellular component: apoplast. The transcript is spliced from 6 exons. The record is from RefSeq and is a predicted model, not a curated record. NCBI's taxonomy places the organism in Eukaryota, Viridiplantae, Streptophyta, Magnoliopsida, Sapindales, Anacardiaceae.
AUGGCAAUGCAUCAGCAUUCGUUUUGGGCAUCACUCUUUCUCAUUUUUUCUGUUUUUGGGUUACUUUCAUUUCCAGUUGAUGCAGCAGUAAAGAAGUAUCAGUUUGAUAUUCAAGUGAAAAAUGUGAGCAGGUUGUGCCAUGCUAAACCAAUUGUUACAGUAAAUGGAAAGUUUCCAGGACCUACUAUUUAUGCAAGAGAAGGAGAUCGAGUUCUUGUCAAUGUUACCAACUAUGCCCAAUAUAACUUGUCCAUUCAUUGGCAUGGGUUGAAGCAAUAUCGCAAUGGUUGGGCAGAUGGACCGGCAUACAUAACACAGUGUCCAAUCAAGACAGGACACAGCUACACUUAUGAUUUUAACGUCACUGGACAGAGAGGAACUCUAUGGUGGCAUGCACAUAUUUUGUGGCUAAGAGCCACAGUUUAUGGUGCUAUUGUUAUCUUACCCAAAGAAGGAACUCCAUUUCCAUUUCCUCAACCUUAUCAAGAAACUAACUUAGUUCUAGGAGAAUGGUGGAAUUCUGAUGUCGAAACCAUUGUAAACCAAGCUAAUAAAUUGGGUUUGCCACCACAAGCUUCAGACGCUCAUACUAUCAACGGGAAACCAGGGCCACUUUUCCCAUGUUCUGAGAAACAUACCUUUGCCAUGGAGGUUGAGUCGGGUAAAACAUACCUCCUGAGGAUUGUCAAUGCUGCACUUAAUGAUGAACUCUUCUUCGCCAUUGCUGGUCAUAACAUGACUGUUGUAGAGAUCGAUGCGGUCUACACCAAGCCCUUUACAACCCAAGCCAUCCUAAUUGCACCUGGUCAAACUACAAAUGUUCUUGUUAAAGCUGACCAAUCUCCAAGCAGAUACUUCAUGGCAGCCAGGCCUUUCAUGGACGCCCCAGUUCCUGUAGACAAUAAAACUGUUACAGCCAUUCUUCAAUACAAAGGCAUCCCAAACACAGUUCUUCCUAUCUUGCCAAACCUGCCUGCUCCCAAUGACACAAACUUUGCAUUAAACUAUAACAGUAAACUUAAAAGCUUAAACACUCCACAGUAUCCUGCUCAAGUCCCUCUUAAAAUUGACCGCCAUCUUUUUUAUACAAUUGGUUUGGGACAAAACUCAUGUCCCACUUGCCAAAAUGGAACACAACUCACAGCUUCAUUGAACAACAUAACCUUUGUGAUGCCAAAGAUUGGGCUCUUGCAGGCUCAUUAUUUCAACAUCUCAGGAGUUUUCAAAAGUAACUUCCCUGACCGCCCUCCUGUUCCAUUUAACUACACCGGUGCACCACUUACGGCCAACCUCGGGACUUCACUAGGAACGAGGCUGAGUAAGGUGGCUUUCAAUUCCACCAUUGAGUUAGUUUUGCAGGAUACAAAUCUUCUCACAGUGGAGUCGCACCCAUUUCAUCUCCAUGGUUACAAUUUUUUUGUUGUUGGAAGUGGCAUUGGAAACUUUGAUCCCAAGAAAGACCCAGCUAAGUUCAAUUUGGUUGACCCUCCUGAGAGAAAUACAGUUGGAGUUCCAACUGGCGGAUGGACUGCUAUCAGAUUCAGAGCUGAUAAUCCAGGUGCUUGGUUUAUGCAUUGUCACCUUGAGCUGCACACUAUGUGGGGACUGAAGAUGGCUUUUGUUGUAGAGAAUGGAAAGUUGCCAGAAGAAUCAAUCCUACCACCACCAAAGGAUCUUCCACCCUGUUGAUUAAUUUAAAAUAUU